This is a messenger RNA of Morone saxatilis (striped sea-bass), 2636 nucleotides long. It is a transcript of the gene klhl38b, whose product is annotated as kelch-like family member 38b. Gene Ontology annotation, molecular function: protein binding. The transcript has 4 exons. NCBI's taxonomy places the organism in Eukaryota, Metazoa, Chordata, Actinopteri, Moronidae. The coding region runs from base 1 to 1758 and encodes 585 amino acids. The record is from RefSeq and is a predicted model, not a curated record.
AUGGACCGACCAGCAGUCAAGGUCUUCCACUACAAAGACAAGGAGCAGUCCUCCAACUUGCUCCUGCAGCUCAACCGACUGAGGCAGGAGAACGUCCUGACUGAUGUGUCACUGUGUUCUGAUAACAACGAGAUUCCAUGCCAUCGUAAUGUUCUGGUGUCUAGCAGCCCCUACUUCAGGGCCAUGUUCUGCAACAACUUCUUGGAGAAGCAGCAAGCCAAGAUUAACUUAAAGGGCAUCACAUCAGCCAUUUUAAGCAGUAUCAUUGACUAUGUUUACACAGGACUCAUUAGUAUCAGUGUGGAUAUUGUGCUGCCCCUGAUGCAGGCCGCAUCCAUGUUGCAAUAUAGCCACAUUUUCGAGGCCUGCUCAAACUUCCUUCAGGAACAACUGAGCCCUGACAACUGUUUGAGCAUGAUAAGACUCUCUGAAAUCAUGAAUUGUAACAGUUUAAGAGACAAAGCAAAGGAGAUGGCUAUGAAUAGCUUCUCUGAUGUGUCAGCAUCUGAGGAUCUGUGUGAACUCUCUUUACGAGAGCUCAUGGGAUACCUGGAGGAUGAUAGUCUUUGUGCGGAGGAGGAGCAAGUCUUUGAGACACUUGUUGCUUGGAUCCACCAUGAUCCUUUAUCCAGACGUGGUGCCAUUAGUGACCUCUUCAAGAAAGUUCGCCUUCGCCACAUCCAUCCUACCUACCUCUUCCAAUUCAUAGCCAAUGACCCUCUGAUCCAGUCCUCCACCCUCUGCACUGAGCUCAUAGAAUCUGUGAGACGCCUGAUGUUUUCUGUCAACACGAAAUGCAUUGACACAGCAGUUGACUUCAAACCUCUCUGGGUGGCACCAAGGCGCUACUCCUACCAUGACAUGUUGGUGGUGGUAGGAGGGAGGAAGAACAACGAGCAGACCUCGAGGGAGGCUCUCGUCUUUGAUGAGAAGAGUGAGAAGUGGCAGUUGCUCGCCAAGCUGCCCAUUCGUCUGUAUAAAGCCUCCUAUGUCGCCCUUCACAGUGUCUUGUAUGUUAUCGGAGGCCUAACCACAAACACAAAGUACAGCAGCCAGGUCAGUACGACCGUCUACACCCUCUCCCUAAAGACCAACCAGUGGCGGACAGCAGAGCCAAUGCUGGAGCCACGCUUUGCCCACCAGAGUGUUUCCUACCUCCACUUCAUCUUUGUCCUUGGUGGCCUUGGGCCCAACAAACGACUGACAGACAGUGUGGAGAGGUACAACAGUAUGUUCAAUCAAUGGGAGUCUAUGGCCCCCAUGCCUGUAGCUGUGUUGUACCCUGCAGUGGCUGCUACUAACCAGAGGAUCUAUGUGUUUGGAGGAGAGGAUGCCAUGCAGAACCCAGUCAGAAUAAUACAGGUGUAUCACAUUGCCAGGAACAUGUGGUCCAAGAUGGAGAACAGAACAGUGAAGAAUGUGUCUGCUCCUGCUGCUAUUAUGGAUGACAAAAUCUACAUAAUUGGAGGAUACACCAGGAGAGUGAUCGCAUACGACACCAAGGCCAACCGGUUCAUCAAGUGUGCCAACCUGAAGGAGAGGAGGAUGCACCACUCCGCCACUGUUCUCAAUAACAAACUCUAUGUGACUGGUGGACGCUACGUCAACGGCCAUGACGUCAUCGAGGACUCGGACAAUUUUGAGUACUACGACCCAAAGACAGACACUUGGACAUCCAAAGGGACUCUGCCGUAUAAACUGUUUGAUCACGGCUCUCUGACUCUGACGCAUGUCUCACAGACAUGGGCAAAAUCCUAGCUGAGGUCUGAUUCUUAUUUGAAUGCUAUUAAUUUGAAACCAGUUUAUUUAAAACUGAAUGACUGUCAAUCAAAAAAUAUUCUUUCAGAGAAAAUGACUAUUUGUUUUAUAUAUCUAUAUCUAUUUUAUAGCAGAUUUCCACUAUUCACGCUUUCAUGAGAUGUAUUUAAAAAUCCCAGAAACACAGAAUCAUGCAUACUUCAAAUUUCCAUGUAUAUAUGACUUUUGAUACCUGAAAAUGAUUGUUUAAAUAAUCUGUGUCUUUUCUAUGUUUUUAUUUAACAACCAAAUCAAUGAAAAGAAACUACCCUGCUGCACAGCCCCUUCUUAACCUGUCUAACUUCACAAAAGGGUGAAAGUGCUAUUUUCGGCUCACUCUAAAUCAUGAGAUUUCACUUGUCAUGUUUAAAUCCUGGGGCUGUGUACUGUUUGGUGCAAGUCAAAGCUAUGCUCAGCUGUUAGGUCUGAACCUGCUGCUGCAUCUGGUGAACCUUUGUAUCACAGUCUGUUGCCUGAAAAUAUAUGAUGAAAUGAUUGUGAUAACAUUGUUAUCAAAUAAAAUCAAAACAAAAGCCCAGGAAUUUGUUAAAAACUUAACUCAAGAUGGUAUUUAAAUAGAACCAUUGGUAAGAUUUCUGUAGCUCUUUCACUUCUUUCUUCCUGAUUAAACUGGUAUGAUAUAAUGCAUAACAUAGUAUCUGUAUCUGUAUGCUGAAUUAAUACCUGACUUUACUAUAUAAGCAUGUGCCUACAAGAAUACCCUCAAAUUCUGUCAAAACUAAGACUCAAUUGUAACUUUUUCAAAUAGUUUUCUAACAUUUUUGUACUGUUUUUCUGGUUUUAACUCUUAAUGUGUUACAAUAAAAAGUCAAUCCAUA